Messenger RNA from Pistacia vera, 2866 nucleotides. Its product is annotated as importin subunit beta-1. Gene Ontology annotation, biological process: protein import into nucleus. NCBI's taxonomy places the organism in Eukaryota, Viridiplantae, Streptophyta, Magnoliopsida, Sapindales, Anacardiaceae. The record is from RefSeq and is a predicted model, not a curated record. The transcript is spliced from 2 exons. Bases 10 to 2625 code for a protein of 871 amino acids. Gene Ontology annotation, cellular component: cytoplasm; nucleus. Gene Ontology annotation, molecular function: nuclear import signal receptor activity; small GTPase binding.
AGAUAAAAUAUGGCAAUGGAAGUUACCCAGGUUCUUUUGAAUGCACAAUCAAUAGAUGGAACUGUGCGGAAGCAUGCAGAAGAUAGUUUGAAGCAGUUUCAGGAGCAAAAUCUUCCCAGUUUCUUACUGUCUCUCUCUGGGGAGUUAGCAAAUGAUGACAAACCUAUUGAUAGCCGUAAAUUAGCAGGUUUGAUACUUAAAAAUGCCUUGGAUGCCAAGGAGCAACACAGAAAAUUUGAACUAGUGCAAAGAUGGCUGUCAUUGGAUGUCAAUGUGAAGACUCAGAUCAAGGCAUGCUUGUUGAAGACCCUGACAUCUCCUGUACCUGAUGCUCGGUCAACUGCAUCUCAAGUUAUUGCCAAGAUUGCAGGCAUUGAGUUGCCACAGAAACAAUGGCCUGAGCUGAUAGGUUCACUUUUAUCAAAUAUUCACCAGCUGCCUGCUCAUGUUAAGCAAGCCACUUUAGAAACACUUGGGUAUUUAUGUGAGGAAGUGUCGCCUGAUGUUGUAGAUCAAGAUCAUGUAAAUAAAAUACUUACCGCUGUGGUUCAAGGUAUGAAUGCUAAUGAAGGGAACAAUGAUGUUCGGCUUGCUGCUACCCGAGCUUUGUACAAUGCCCUGAGCUUUGCUCAGGCAAACUUUAGCAAUGACAUGGAGCGUGAUUAUAUCAUGAGGGUGGUUUGUGAGGCAACACAAUCCACAGAUUUGAAGAUAAGACAGGCAGCUUUUGAGUGUCUUGUCUCCAUUUCAUCGACAUACUAUGAGAAAUUAGCACCUUAUAUGCAGGAUAUUUAUAGCAUCACGGCAAAGGCUGUAAGAGAAGAUGAGGAACCUGUUGCGCUUCAAGCCAUUGAGUUCUGGAGUUCAAUUUGUGAUGAAGAAAUAGAUAUUUUGGAAGAGUAUGGGGGUGAUUUUACUGGGGACUCGGACAUUCCUUGCUUUUACUUUAUUAAGCAGGCACUUCCUGCACUUGUCCCAAUGCUUUUGGAGACACUCCUUAAGCAAGAGGAGGAUCAGGAUCAGGAUGAGGGGGCUUGGAAUAUUGCAAUGGCUGGGGGUACCUGUCUGGGUUUGGUUGCACGGACAGUUGGAGAUGAUAUAGUUCCCCUUGUCAUCCCCUUCAUUGAAGAGAACAUAACGAAACCAGACUGGAGGCAAAGGGAGGCAGCCACUUAUGCUUUUGGUUCAAUCUUGGAGGGUCCUUCACCUGACAAGUUAGUACAUGUUGUUAAUGUUGCUUUAACCUUCAUGCUCAAUGCUUUAACAAAGGAUCCAAACAACCAUGUGAAAGACACUUCUGCUUGGACCCUUGGAAGGAUUUUUGAAUUCCUUCACGGUUCAACCAUAGAUACACCCAUAAUUACGCCAGCAAAUUGCCAACAGAUCAUCACAGUUCUGCUGCAGAGUAUGAAAGACACUCCAAAUGUUGCUGAGAAGGCCUGUGGUGCUCUCUAUUUUCUUGCCCAAGGUUAUGAGGAUGUGGGUCCAUCAUCUCCUCUGACUCCCUUUUUCCAGGAAAUUGUUCAGUCCCUUCUCACUGUUACUCACAGAGAAGAUGCUGGGGAGUCACGAUUAAGGACUGCUGCAUAUGAAACAUUGAAUGAGGUGGUUAGGUCUUCGACUGAUGAAACAGCACCCAUGGUGUUGCAACUGGUACCUGUCAUCAUGAUGGAGCUUCACAAGACUCUUGAGGGGCAGAAACUCUCAUCUGAUGAGAGAGAAAAACAGAGUGAGUUACAAGGACUCCUUUGUGGUUGCUUACAGGUGAUUAUUCAGAAGCUAGGGUCUGCAGAGCCAACUAAGUAUGUCUUCAUGCAGUAUGCAGAUCAGAUAAUGGGACUUUUCCUGAGAGUUUUUGCUUGCAGAAGUGCAACUGUCCAUGAGGAGGCCAUGCUUGCCAUUGGAGCCCUUGCCUAUGCUACAGGCCCUGAUUUUGCAAAAUACAUGCCAGAGUUCUAUAAAUAUUUGGAAAUGGGUCUUCAGAAUUUUGAGGAGUAUCAAGUGUGUGCUGUUACUGUGGGUGUGGUGGGAGAUAUUUGCAGAGCAUUGGAGGAAAAAAUUCUUCCUUAUUGUGAUGGGAUUAUGACACAACUUCUCAAAGAUUUAUCAAGCAACCAGCUGCACCGAUCUGUAAAGCCACCCAUAUUUUCAUGCUUUGGUGAUAUCGCACUGGCAAUAGGAGAAAACUUUGAGAAGUACUUAAUGUAUGCCAUGCCCAUGCUCCAGAGUGCAGCAGAUUUGUCUGCCCACACAUCGGGUGCUGAUGAUGAUAUGACAGAGUACACUAAUUCUCUGAGAAACGGGAUAUUGGAGGCAUAUUCUGGGAUUUUCCAAGGGUUUAAGAACUCUCCAAAAACCCAGCUCUUGAUUCCUUAUGCACCUCAUAUCCUUCAGUUCUUGGAUAGCAUAUACAUGGAGAAAGACAUGGAUGAAGUGGUGAUGAAGACAGCUAUUGGGCUUCUUGGAGAUCUUGCAGAUACACUGGGAAGUAAUGCAGGUUCUUUGAUUCAGCAGUCUCUUUCAAGCAAAGACUUUUUAAAUGAAUGCUUGUCUUCCGAUGACCAUAUGAUUAAAGAAUCUGCUGAGUGGGCCAAGUUGGCCAUUAGUAAGGCCAUUUCUGUUUGAGGCUAUUGCCACUGUGCAUAGUCUUUUCCUUUUACAAGUCCCUGCAUGCAUUUGGGUGUGUUGAGUUGGGGUCAAGGAUUGCAUUUGUCAGGUCAUCACCAUAUUCAGACAACAGAAGUCAUUGUUCUUCUUGUUGUUGCUAACUCUUGCAUCAGCACCAUGGGGUCGGGUUGUUUUUAAGUCAUGGAGGAAGUAGGUGGUGGCAGUGUCGCUGAAGUCGGUGAAUUCCUCCAUAAAAAAA